UGCUCUUCACAUCCCAAACGCUGUUUCCCCUGGGUCCUCCCUGGCCUCUUUCUCCCCUCCUCUAGGAUUUAACCUCUCCUCAGAGAGUGGGCAUCUUUGAGGACUCACACCCUUAGCUGCUCCACUCCCGGAUGGAGCCAGGGAAAUGUGGUGGGGGGGCCGGGGCCAGAGGUUCAACAUUGCCCCCCAGAAGGAGCAGCCAGAGAUGGGGCUCUCUGGACCAAAGUCUGACACAGGCAGCAGGAUGCCGGAGCCCAGCAGUCACCAGCUUGGCAGUCACCAGCUUGGCGGUUGUCUGGCCUCUGGUUGCCUCCCAGGGGAGAAGAUCCUAGCAUGGGCACCAGGGCUGAGGAAAGGGCAAGAACUGGAACUACCUGGAACUCUGAUCUGCACUAACUUUAGGGUCACCUUCCAACCUUGUGGAUGGCAGCGAAAUCAGGAUACUCCCCUGAGCAGUGAAUAUGAUUUUGCUUUGAUCAACAUUGGGCGAUUGGAGGCUGUGAGUGGCUUGUCAAGGGUGCAGCUCCUCCGUCCAGGGUCCCAGCUUAAGUUCAUCCCAGAGGAGAUCCUCAUUCAUGGCAGAGACUUCCGCCUGCUUAGAGUUGGUUUUGAGACCGGAAGGCUAGAGCCUCAGGCCUUUCAGGUAACCAUGGCCAUCGUUCAAGCCAGAGCUCAGAGUAGUCAAACCCAGCAGUAUAGAGGAAUAACCCUGAGCCAAGCUGGCAAGGUUUCUGGCUCCAGAAAACCACCUAUUCCUCUCUUGGAGACUUUAGAAGACUGGGAAGCUGAGCGGAAGCAGCAGGGGGCCAGAGGCUGGAGGGUUAGCUCAGUCAAUGAGAGGUUCGACAUAGCUACCAGCCUCUCAGGUUACUUCUGGGUCCCUAAUCGAAUUCUGGACAGUGAGGUCAGAAGAGCAUUUGCCCACUUCCAUCAGGGCCGUGGACCGCGCCUGUCCUGGCACCACCCUGGCGGCAGUGACCUUCUCCGAUGUGGAGGCUUCUAUGUAGCCAGUGACCCUAACAAAGAAGACACCAGAGCAGUGGAAGCAAUGCUCCAGGCGGGGCACUCUGAUGUUGUCUUGGUAGAUGCUAUGGAUGAGAUGCCUAGUCUUGCUGAUACUCAACUUGCCCACCUGAAGCUGAGGGCCCUUUGCCUGCCUGAUUCAUCUGUAGCUGAAGAUAAGUGGCUCUCGGCCUUGGAAGGAACACGAUGGUUGGACUAUGUCAGGGCUUGUCUUCGAAAGGCCAGUGACAUCUCAGUAUUAGUGACGUCCCGGGUUCGUUCUGUAGUACUUCAAGAGCGUGGUGACCGCGAUUUCAAUGGCCUCCUCUCUUCACUCGUCCAGCUGCUUUUGGCCCCUGAAGCCCGGACACUGUUUGGUUUCCAGUCACUAGUGCAACGGGAGUGGGUGGCAGCUGGACAUCCCUUCCUGACCAGGCUUGGGGAAGCUGGGGCCAGCGAGGAGGCCCCGGUGUUUCCUCUCUUCCUUGACUGUGCCUGGCAGCUCCUCCAGCAGUUUCCGGCUGAAUUUGAAUUCUCCGAGUUUUUUCUUCUUGCUCUGCAUGACAGUAUCUGGGUUCCUGACACCCUCACUUUCCUGAGAAACACUCCCUGGGAGCGUGGCAAGAAGAGUGGGCAGUUCAACUCCUAUACACAAGUUUACACCCCCGAGUACUCCCAGUCCUUAGCUGGGAGCUCUGUUAACCUACAGCUGUCUGUCUGGGACUGGGAUUUACGCUACAGCAAGGAACAGAUAUCACAGUUCCUUAAUCCUGGCUACAAUCCGGAGCAUCGCCCAAAUUCUUGGCUCCCUAGACAACAGGCAAGCUUCAUGGUUCCGGGGCCCCCCAGUUCUGUGUGGCUGUUCUCUAGAGGGGCCCUGACACCCCUGAAUCAGCUCUGUCCUUGGCAAGACAGUCCCUCCUUGUUGGCAGUCUCUUCUCACUGGCUCUCUCGACCUGCUAGAUCCUCUGAAAGCCUGGCUGAUCAGGAAUGGGGGCUCCCUUCACACUGGGGAGCUAACCCUUUACCUCCUGGGUUACUUCUGCCUGGCUACCUGGGACCUCAGAUCAGGUUCUGGAGACGCUGCUACCUGAGGGCAAGGCCUGAGGUCCAGAUGGGCUCCUCAGCUCCCACAAUCUCUGGCCUCCAGGAUGAGCUUUCUUGUCUUCAGGAACUAUUAAAAAAAUUGACACCAAGAGUAUCUCCUGAGAAUCACUGCAAGAAGAGAGAUCCAAAUACCAUCCUCUCUCAGAUCCGCUGAAACUGCUAGCAUUCUCAAAGUCAGGGCAUGGGGAAUGUGGAGGGAGUUCUGCCCAUCUUUCUUAUUAUCUGACCUCAGUGCUAUAGCUUUCACAUUCCAGCCACAAAGGAGCUCACUCAGUGCGAGAGUUCCUGUAGCAGACAUGGUGCUACCAACCUCUGAUCCCCCGGCUUGUUUGGCUCUUGGAGCUAUUGUUUCUCUGGGAGAAUAAGAACAGAACCACUUGGAAAUGUUUCCUUUUUCCAGGCAAUUCCAUGCCCUUUAGAUGUCAAACUGUCAAAACCAGGAGAUCGGAGACACUUUAGUCAGUUCUAACAAGAUAUCCUAGAGACCUCAUUCUCAACCCCUCACCACUGCUUUGAAAUCCAGUUUUAGUCUUCUGUGGGAAAGAGUUGAACAAGGA
Molecule: messenger RNA, 2666 nt
Organism: Phodopus roborovskii (desert hamster)
Lineage: Eukaryota; Metazoa; Chordata; Mammalia; Rodentia; Cricetidae
Gene: Mtmr11
Product: myotubularin related protein 11
Exons: 17
Coding region: 146-2263 (705 amino acids)
Source: RefSeq, a predicted model, not a curated record